AUGACUCAAGCUGCUUCAUUUUCGGACAAAACCAACUCAAUGAAUCCUCUCAUACCGCGAAUUCUCCGUCGACAAAUGGAGGGAGCGGCAACUAAUAGUUCGUCCGCUUUUCCCAACCCCUCUUCUGCCGUGAACUUUUUACCCGAUUCUGUCAAUCUCCCCGCAGGAAUUGAAGCCUCCUAUCUCAAUCUCCUUGCUCUCAAUUCCCAUAUUCUCUCCCCUUUUGCGAGACAACUAUUGCUUAGUAGUCGGAAUCUUCCUAACUUGAGUCCCAAAAGACCCAUGGUCCCACCCCAGCCGCCGCAGUCCUCUCGAACAAUCACUCCUUUCCCCAAUCAUUCAACCGGUUCUUCUUUUCCUUCGUCUUCAAGUGUCUCACAUCAACCCCUGGCGUCUACGUUUUCUCUACCAAGACCCCAUGAAAUUGAGGAAACAGGGGAAUUAGUCUACUCCAUCGUUGAAGGUGAAAAGGUUAUGGGCUUCAAUGUUUGGGGUGAAGUUCGACUCUGUUUACCUCAUCUACUGCGUUUUGUUCUAUACGAUGUUGACAUUGAUGAAAUUGGACAGGCUCUUUCAAAACUUCGGAUUGCUUGUACUAAGUGCUCUCAGCGCCAGUUAACUAUGCUUCAUGGUUGUAACGCUCUUCCAGCUGAAGUGACAUCUUGUGGUUUGAUCAGAAAGAGUGAUGCUGAACGCAUGCUCAAAUUUCUUCGAUCAUCUCGUGAAAGACCCACUCUUGCUGAUACACAACAACAAUCAUCAGAAUCCUCGGAGGGUUUUAUGGCAAUUAAAGAGGAGACAAGCCUUGGGAAUUAUAUUGACGUUCGGCAUGACUGUUUUGGUAGCGAGAAGGGGCGUAUUUACCCUCACUUGUACACAUCCGUAAAUUCACCUUGCAUUGCCUGUCGGACAUGUAAUAAAUUGUUCUCACCCCAGGAUUUUGUUGGUCAUACUCACUCGGUUAAUGAAUCGGAUAGUUGUUGUCAUUGGGGCUUUGAUUCUACCAACUGGCGUUCCUAUCUCCAAUUGGAUAUUGAUUCCAACACCAGACAUAAGAAAGCCAAACGAGACAACAGUGAGUCUGAGGAAGAGGAGAAUCCUGAUGUCCGUACCUAUCGCGCCCUUCGGGACUUUAAGGUCAAAUUCCUCAAGCCUCUGCAUUUGCCGAAAGAGAUUAAAAAGAUGGUCCCUAAAUCGGGUAUCUGUAAAUUGGAUGUAAAGAAGCAAGACCCCACCAUGUCUACUGAUGUUCAACCCCUUGACUGCUCCACGUCCAAACUCUCUCCUCUCGGUCAAGAUGUCCUUUCUGCUACCGACCCAAGGAAUCAAACUUCAUUGACGAUUUCAGAUGAUGAUCGUCUCGAAGUACGUCUUUGUGCUAAUCUCAAAAUCCGCCGCCUUUGGGCACCACACCAAGGUCGUCUCCGCAUUCCCAAUCCUCCCAAACUCAUUUCUAAUUGUCCCAGAGGGCCAAAACCCCGUACUCUAUCUUCCGGGCCACCAAUUCUCCUUGAUCCCAGUUGCAUAGUAACCAAAGAUUCUGCUCAACUCUAUGGUCGUGAUUUCAUUCCAAAUGUCUGUUUGAAACCUCUUUCUCCGGAGUCAUCGAACGGCCAAUCCCAACAGUUACAUCUAUCUAGAAGCCUCCCGAGUGUUCCCUCGAAUGAGGAUUUAGUCUCUGUGUCUGAAAAGCGACUUUCCGAAGCAGAUCUCUAUCCUAAUUUAAAGACAACUGGACCCUUUGGGCAUCGGAGUCGACCAACACUGCGCAUUCCUCCAUCUUUGGGCAUUGAUUUUAACCUCUUUCCACGAAGUGGAAAUAAUGGGAACAACCAGGGACUUAACUCUAUCGACAGCUCACCAGCCCGGGCUCGAAAUUCUAGCUCUGCUCAUGAUACAGCUGGAGGCAAUCUUCCGAACCCUCUCGAUUUGCACAAGCAUUGUACAACAGAGGAAGUUCUACGUUGUCCCUCGGUUGAUUCAGCCCCUGUAUCUGGUUUUCGUGGUCAGUUGAGUCGAACCACAUCAGAUCCUGAGCUCGUCUCUACUGUGAGAUCAGGUUUAAAACGUGACCGAACUGGGUCAUGGUCUCUUACUCCUCCCUCUUCAAGCAUUUCACCUUCUCGAAGAAAACGUCUCCUAGAAGCAAUGUCCAUCAGCACAAGUGCAGCUCCGAGUAGAGAGGAUACAAUCAAAUUUUCAGAAAAUAGACGGCCUGCCCAACCGUCAACAGAGCCCAUUACCUCAUCCUCCUUCCCUCGUCAUUUUCAACCCACUUCUGCCCAUUCUCAAACUAACUGGGGUUCAUCUAUGCCUCCCCUAUCCAAUCAAACCACCCCGGAAAUGCUUAUUAACCUAGCUACCGAUGCUAAUCCCCGAAUCCCCAAUAUUGUCUCUCAUUGGACCAGUUUGCUGGAACGUAUCGAACAGUUCUGCGAUUCUGUCUCUCCUGGAGAGGAAUCAGCAAAGCGUCGAUUCGAUCUGGAACGACAGAAGUUAAUGAUUGAUCUAAAUGUCCUUCGGGAGAAGAAUCUGUCUGACCUAUCCAUGGUCAUGAGAGACAACAAAAAACUCUGGAAGCUCCUGACAGAUGCCAUCCCGCUAACUGGUACCUCCCAGGCUCUAACUCCCAAUACUCUCGCACCCCCGUGUGGGGUCAUCCCUGGUGUUACAGAUGUCGACCAGAUCUCACGGAUGAUCAAUCUCCUACACGCAUUCAAAACGACAGCGAAACCAACUUCCUCACAAAAUUUUCGACAAUCUGCUCCAAUGGAGACUUCGGACUAUCAGCCCCAACAUCACCAAUCAUCAAACGAACGCAGUGGUCAACCAUAUUGGCCGAUCUCAAGUGUCGCCGCCAAUUAUCGAUCAGCCGCAUCUCCAGAUAUGUCCACCACUGCAACUCGACCCGGCGGGGGCCUUCUUUCUUCAACCGCCAAUGGGAUUGAAAGUCCCUUUCCAUACACCGCCACUAGCUCCUCUUCCGGGGACUUUUUACUUCCCUCAAAGCGCCAACGCCUAUUCCGACAUUCCUACUCGGCCAACAGCCAUUUCAAUCACUGA
Molecule: messenger RNA, 3063 nt
Organism: Rodentolepis nana
Lineage: Eukaryota; Metazoa; Platyhelminthes; Cestoda; Cyclophyllidea; Hymenolepididae
Source: the annotation of a GenBank genome assembly